UUGCCUAAAAAAUAGAGAAUAGUUAGAAAACAAUCUACAUAUUGUUGGAUAUAGGAGUUUUUAUUUCAGAAUAAAUACUAACAUAUAGAAUAUGUUGCUCUUUCCGGAUCGAUGUCGUAACCAAGCCUAGUUGCAAAGUCUUUACAAUACCACACCAUCAGCUCUUCGUUUGGUAAAAUGUCUCUGAAAUUAUACACAGCAAUGAAAAACCGUAAUUAUUUAGAGAUGUGAUAGUUUUUUGACAUUUUGUAAGUGCUGUGAAAAGUGAGUUUUACCUGAUAGUGUAAAAAUAUAUGUGUUCUUGGUGUUGGCACGCGACGAGGUUCAUUACUGACAGCGAGUACGCCGAGGCAACAUAUCUCAUCCAGUUCGCUACGCUGGUGUCUGAUCCGUCAAGAUCAAACAGCAGCCCUAAUGACUGGAUCAAGUGCAGUAAUAAAAUAUAAAAAACAGACAUGGCAUCGUCGAGUUCUGCGCGACGAGUGUAGCGUCUGUGCGGCUGCGGCAGCGGCGGCGGCUGCCGCGACAUCUUGGAGCACCCGGGAUUUGGAGGCCUAUAAACCAGUUGCCAAUGGUAUCCAUAAUGGAGACGAUAGCACAGUAUAUACAAAGAUAGUUUGUGCGGGCAACGGUAGCGGUGUGACGGAUACGACGCGGCGCGGGCGCUGCAAGUGGUUUAAUGUUGCUAAGGGUUGGGGGUUUAUAACCCCUGACGACGGCGGACAGGAUGUCUUUGUACAUCAGAGCGUCAUCAAAAUGCCAGGCUUCAGAUCACUUGGUGAUGAAGAGGAGGUGGAGUUCGAGUGCAAAGAGUCCGAUAAAGGACUGGAGGCUACUCGAGUCUCUGGACCAUCAUCUGUGGACUGUCAGGGCUCACACAGACGUCCGCUGUCCAAAAAACGCUUCAGGAAGUUGCGUUGCUACAACUGUGGCGAGUUCGCCAAUCACAUUGCAGCGAAAUGCAGUUUGGGGCCACAACCGAAGAGAUGUCAUAACUGCAAGAGCGAGGGACACCUAAUUGCCGACUGUCCUGUCAAGAUUGAGAAGAAAGAUGAAUCAAAGCAAUCGAGCAGUUCCCAAGGCAGCCAAGAGGACAACCAAUAACACGAUACUUAACCGGCUUCAAUAAAGCUAAGAAAUCUUCGUUAUUUACAGUUCAAACGGUUUAUCUUAAUUUCUACGAAGUAUUUGACCAAAGAAGUCGGUUAUAACUUUUCCCACUGAUUCGUUGUAUUGGUACCAUAGACCAUAGACAUAGAGCUGUCAAAUAUGAAUGAGAACAUAAAAUGAUUAAAGUCGAAACGUAAAUUAGGCCCUAUGGCAAAUGUUCUUAAUUAUUAGCGCAAGCACACCAUCUCUUUUUAAUUCAUGAGUAACUAAAGUGACAAAACUUCGACAAAUUUAAUUUAAAAUCAUUCAAUUAUUGUUUAUAUAGAAAAAGCCUUUAGUGUAUCUUACGGAACUCAACUCACCUCAAUUAAUGCAAAUCUAUCGAAAUCUUUUACUUAAGUGGUGAGAAAUUGAUGACUAAUCAUUAUAUUUAUAUCGACUAUUUUAAAAUAUUCAUUAUCGGCCUAUAUUUUGAUAUUAAUAAAUUAAGAAAUAUUACAGUUACAUGGCAAGGUCUAAACAGAUACAUUUAUCUAUCUAUCUCUCUCUUUAUAUAUCUAUCUCACACACGUCUCUAUGUCUAUGGUACGUAGUUAAGAGUACUUUUAAUUGAAAACAACUACCUCAUAACGUUUAAAUAUUAUUUGUAUUUUAGAAGACUGAAUAACAAGAAAGUACAAAAAUAUUUGACGUAGAUUUUACUUAAGUUUGACGUAGUACAAAUUUUAUGUGUUCGAGUGUUUUAUACUCAAUUUUUUUAUACCCAAAGUUGUGUGUCUUUAUAAUGACUAUUUUUAAUAUAAUUAUGUUGUUGUUACGCCCAAUUUUAUGUCAUUUAAGAAUAGAUUUUAGUGGCAGACGCUUUCGCGAUCUUUUCGGUUGAAAUUUUACUACUUUUUCAUAACGGUUUCCAAACUGUCCAGUUACCAAAGGUCUAAUAAAGUAUUAUAUCGCGAAAAAUUUACAUUAAUAAUUUGCAAAAAUUAAUAAAAAUCAUCAUGAUAGAGCAACAUUUCCAUUCAACUUAAACGUAAAUGCGAUUCAUAUGACGUUUGACACGACUGUCAAAUGUCAAGUGUCAAAGAUUGCGAAAGUGUCUUAGUAUAAGUUUAGUUAAGAAAUUGCGCAAUAUGCACUGCCGAAUAGACGCUUGUAUACAAAAAUACUUGCGACAUUUAAUCCUUAUAGGGUUAAUAAAUAUUGUUUAUAUCAAUAUUUUAUUGAAUACAUUAAUUCGUUAUUGAUAAGGGCACUUCAAGGUUUCUCUGCAAAAUGAUUAUACUUAAUAAAAUUCUUACAUUGCCAUAGACAAUUUUUUGAUUACAAUAUUUUGCUCAAUUAACAUAUUAAGUACGGAAAAGUGUAAAAAAUUUGUUACUGCCAUAUAUUGUUAAUGAAGCCUAUCGAUUCAGAUGAUUUAUUUAGUUUUUUUCAUUAAUAUCCAAGCAGGUUCUAGUUAUUUUAGUUAAAGCGAAAUCAUGCCGAUUCUAUAAUGAGAAAUGGUUGGUAAAAUCCUUUUGAGGAUGCCCCAUGUCCUGUGGGGCAUACCCAUACCCAAUCCAACCAACUAUGCCUCAUGGGUAUGCCCCAUAGAUGCAUAGAUGGUAUAUGCCCCAUUGGUAUGCCCCCAUUGAUUGUGGGGCAUCCUACAAAUAAAAUGCUAUAACACCUACAUGACGUUCGACAAAUUUAAAUGUAGGAAUAACGUGAAAUCUAAAUAUGUCUUGCGUCAAAAAAAAAAACAGCUGUCAGCACGCUCUAGUCUAUGACACGUAUUAUUGACAUUUAGAAACAGGACGUAAAAGCAUAAGAGCAAGCAUUUUUUGUCUUUGAAUUUUGUUUUGUCGUUUUGGGAAGUCUUAGAUUAUCUAAGUAAUUCAAAGUCGUACGAGCAGAAUAUUUUAAUAGUUUUUAACGGGUUUUUUAAUUAGUAUUUGUAAAACCUCAUUCAUUGUGUGUAAUUAUCUAUAGAGAUAUGAUGCCACGCUCGCUGCACACGUAUUGCGUUUUCAAAGGAAGUCCUUUAUCGUUAACGAACAGUUUUUGUCUAAUUGAUGAAGCAAUUAACAUAUCCGCGUAUUUAUCAAUUUCUGAUAAGUUUCCCCUUAUUUUAUUUUUAAAUAGGUUAAGCGUUAAAGCAAUAAUAAUAAUUUUAAUUGACCUACAACUUAAGUAGUAUUUCAGAAGUAUUUGUAAGAAUUGGUUUAACUUGAUAAAGUCUUCUCUAGAAAUCCAUGGCCAUCUAGUAUUUGUUUCUUUGAAUUCCCGUGAUUGUAAUUGCAUCUUUACUUCUGUUUUAAAGUGUAUUUUACCAAGUGUACAAACUUUAUGCCAUAAUGUCUGUCAAUUCUGUUUUCAUUCACUGAACUUUGUUCUUCAACGUUCUUGUUCAUUCAAAUUUUGCUCAGACUGAUUGGGUUUUUACCAUUUUAUGUUUAAAUAAUGUUCAAUCUUUCAUAAUAUUAUGAUUAAGGUAUUAUAUAUACGGGUUUUAAGUGUCUAUGUUAGAGUAUAGCUAUUUAUAAGAUUUUGAAGACUAUUUGAAAUCAACUACCUCACAAUUUUAUUAAAAGAGUUUAUUCAUAAGUUAAUUGUAACAUAUACAAAGUCUAGCAUUUUUGACUUGUCUUUGCGGGACGAGUAAAGAUUUUGUAUUAAUCGUAUGAUUAGAGUUUAAAUUUUGUUCUUUUUUAUUUUUCAAAGAAAAAUAAAACAAAAAUGUA
Molecule: messenger RNA, 3833 nt
Organism: Pieris napi
Lineage: Eukaryota; Metazoa; Arthropoda; Insecta; Lepidoptera; Pieridae
Gene: lin-28
Product: protein lin-28 homolog
Exons: 7
Coding region: 415-1104 (229 amino acids)
Molecular function (GO): nucleic acid binding; zinc ion binding
Source: RefSeq, a predicted model, not a curated record